AACACCGGAUAGCAGAGCUUCAGUAACUACAACAAGUACACCAGCUGCAAAAGGUUCAAUAAGCUCAACAGUUCCAAUAGACACAGAACGUUUAGCAGCUCCAGUGGUUGUAGAAGCAGAACGUAGAAAAUCUUUGGGUCCCCAAACACUGGUGAAGCCUGGGCAGGACGUUCAGAGAGAAUCUUCAUAUAAUUCAAACAAUGGGAGACAUAUAGAGACUGCGACAAUUACGGAUGUUUCUAGUGCUUCAGAAACGUUAUAUGAAAAGUUAGAUUCAAAUACUAUUAAAAAUAUGAUCGUGGCUGCAGCAGUACUUGGAAUAAUAUUCUUCCUUUUUUUUUACAAUAAAGUAAUUACUUAUUAUUUUUUAAAAUAUAAGAAUAUUAUAUUAGAAGCUACAUUUUUAUUUUUUUUUAAAUGUAUAGUUAUAAGCUA
This is a messenger RNA of Plasmodium cynomolgi strain B, 435 nucleotides long. Its product is annotated as CYIR protein. The record is from RefSeq and is a predicted model, not a curated record. Lineage: Eukaryota; Apicomplexa; Aconoidasida; Haemosporida; Plasmodiidae. The annotation marks the transcript as partial. The transcript has a single exon.